AUGAAUUUGUUUUGGCCAUCGGAAACCAAAAAGCAAAAUGAAAUACCUGGUGGCGAUUAUACACCUGGGAACUCACCUUCAGUACAAAAGGGUUAUCAAUUCCUCAAUCGAGACAUAUUUAAAAGUUGUCCACGAAUUAUGGAAAGGCAGUUUGGUGAGUGUCUGCACAAUAGAACGCAUUUAAUCAAGGAUUUAAUUUCUUCUGGCAAUGUUGGACUAGGUCCCAUUGAGAUUGUUCACAUGUCCUACUUAAACAAACAUGAAAAAGAAGAGUUUGGUGAAUAUUUCUACGUUACAGGGAUCGAAGUUUCCGGUCCUGCAAUGCCCGUAGAGUUUCUUGAAGUGCUAAAAUCGAGUAAGCGGAUUUCCAAAAAUAUAUCGAAUAAUAUCAUAUUGACUUAUUGCUGUUUUAAUUUUUUCAGCAAUCUAGACAUCCGUAUUAGAUACGAUGCUGACGAUACUUUCCAGACAACGGCAAUUGACUGUAACAAGGAAACCACUGACCUGACCAUGACAGAAAAAAUGUGGGAAGAAACGUUCGCAAGUUCUGUCAUCCGAGCGAUAAUAACAAAUACUAAUCCAGAGUUAAAACCUCCCGGUUUAGUAGAGUGUCCAUUCUACGUUGGAAAAGAUACUAUCUCCUCUUGCAAAAAGAUCAUAGAAUUACUCUGCCGAUUCUUACCACGGUCACUGAAUUGCGGGUGGGAUUCUACCAAGAGUAUGCAAGCCACCAUUGUCAAUAACUAUUUAAUGUAUAGUUUAAAAAGUUUUAUUGCAAUCACGCCAAGCCUAGUGGAUUUUACAAUCGACUACCUGAAAGGACUUACCAAGAAAGAUCCAAUCCAUGACAUAUACUACAAGACGGCUAUGAUCACAAUUCUAGAUCACAUAGAAACAAAGGAGUUAGACAUGAUAACUAUUUUAAAUGAGACGCUCGACCCCCUUUUAUCUCUGCUAAAUGAUUUACCGCCUCGCGAUGCUGAUUCAGCACGAUUAAUGAAUUGCAUGAGUGACUUGCUGAACAUUCAAACAAAUUUUUUGUUAAACAGGGGUGAUUACGAACUAGCAUUAGGCGUCUCUAACACAUCAACCGAACUAGCCUUAGACUCUUUUGAAUCUUGGUACAACCUAGCGAGAUGCCACAUCAAAAAAGAGGAGUAUGAAAAGGCUCUCUUCGCAAUAAAUUCAAUGCCUCGUUUGCGCAAAAAUGAUGGACACCUGGAAACAAUGUACAGUAGGUUUCUUACCUCCAAUUAUUAUAAAAAGCCAUUGAAUGGUACCCGCGAACACUACGACUUGACUGCAAUGGAAUUCACGAAUCUCUCGGGAACGUUGAGGAAUUGGAAAGAGGAUGAGUUAAAACGGCAAAUUUUUGGAAGAAUCGCAAUGAUAAACGAAAAAAAAAUCGGUUAUACAAAGGAAAUCUGGGAUGAUAUUGCGAUAAAGUUGGGUCCGAUUUGUGGUCCACAAUCUGUGAAUCUGAUUAAUUAUGUCUCCCCUCAAGAGGUCAAAAACAUAAAAAAUAUCAAUUUAAUAGCAAGGAAUACGAUCGGCAAACAAUUGGGAUGGUUUAGUGGUAAAAUAUAUGGGUUAUUAAUGGAAAUUGUGAACAAAAUUGGUUGGAAUGGCUUAUUAAACAUCCGAACAGAAGCUUUCAUGAUGGAAACUGAAUUCUAUCAAGCUUCUAACAACAUUAUCGAUGAAAACGGUCAUAUACCGAUGGAAUCCCGAAAGAAAAGGUUUUGUGAAGGGUGGCUAGAUGAUUUAUUUUUAGAUUUAUAUCAAGACUUGAAAUUGAGCAAGAUUAGCCUAAGCAAUAAAGAUGAAAAACACAGCGGAUUAGAGUGGGAACUUUUGGGUUUGAUCAUGCUGCGUACCUGGCAUUGGGAAGAUGCCGUAGCUUGUCUAAGAACAAGCAUAGUAGCUCGAUUCGACCCCGUAAGUUGCCAGCAGCUGCUAAAAAUAUACCUGCAACCUCCAAAAAAUAUUCAAGAGGUUACAUUACUAGACACAGAUACCAUAAUAAGUUUAUUAAUUAAGAAAAUAUCAUAUGAUUGCAGGUAUUAUAAUUAUUGCCAGAUAUUUAAUCUGCAACUGCUAGAAAAGCUAUGCAACGAAUUGGGGACGCAUAUACUGCGUAAUAAGAUCCUUCUUCAACCUUCCAUAGGAGACGAAAUCAUGGUCAUGAUCGAUGCCAUGCUUGCGUGGAUAGCCGACCUAGAUCACACAGUACAACCUUGA
This is a messenger RNA of Saccharomyces cerevisiae S288C, 2241 nucleotides long. RefSeq names its product Chs6p (gene CHS6). The transcript has a single exon. Gene Ontology annotation, biological process: Golgi to plasma membrane transport. The coding region runs from base 1 to 2241 and encodes 746 amino acids. Gene Ontology annotation, cellular component: exomer complex; Golgi apparatus. The record is from RefSeq and is marked reviewed. Lineage: Eukaryota; Fungi; Ascomycota; Saccharomycetes; Saccharomycetales; Saccharomycetaceae.